Messenger RNA from Carica papaya (papaya), 1675 nucleotides. Its product is annotated as UDP-glycosyltransferase 43-like. Lineage: Eukaryota; Viridiplantae; Streptophyta; Magnoliopsida; Brassicales; Caricaceae. The record is from RefSeq and is a predicted model, not a curated record. Gene Ontology annotation, molecular function: UDP-glucosyltransferase activity.
CUAAUUAAAGAACAAUUCUAAUUGAAAAUAAUAUGUUUCAACAAGAGUGAAGAUUAUAUGUAUAUAUAUCUGCUCUGUCUGCAUUGUGAAAAAACAAAUUCUAAGAAAUGAGGCAAUUUGAGGUCAUCUUCAUCUCCUUUCCUGGUAAUCUAGGCAAUCUCGUUCCAACCGUUCAAUUCGCUCGUCAUUUGACCAAUCGCGACCCUCGAUUCUCCGCCACCAUACUCAUGAUCGACAUCUGUGAGCGGCCCUUGGUUAACGCGUAUAUCCAUUCUUGUGCCGCUUCGUCUCCUCAUAUUAACUUCCACCACCUGCCUCCGGUGGAUCCUCCCUCACCAGAUCAGUAUCAGUCCUCAUUGGGCUACUUUUGUCUCUUAGUGGAAAAACACAGGCCUCACGUAAAACAAGUCAUCACCAAAUUACUCAACCCAACCGAGUUAGAAUCUGAGUCCAACUCUGUACGAGUUGCGGCGUUGUUCGUUGACAUGUUCUGUACGUCUAUGAUCGAUGUCGCCAGAGAACUCGGCGUCCCUUGCUAUCUUUUCUUUGCAUCUCCAGCGAGCUUCUUGCGGUUCAUGCUCCAUUUACCAACCUUAGAAGCCCAACUAGCCACUGACUACACUCUUGACCCAAAAACUGAGUUGCUUGUCCCAAAAGACCCUGCCGCUGUGUUGACCAUCCCGGGUUUCACCAACGCCCUUCCCCCAAGCGUAUUGCCCACACGAGUUUUGAAGAAAAAAAAUGAUGGGUAUUUCUGGUUCUUGCAUCACGCAGGGAGAUACACGGAAACAGAUGGUCUUGUAGUGAACACAUUUCGAGAGCUGGAGCAACAUGCGGUUGACUCGCUUUGCAAUGGCGAGUUCCCGCCGGUUUACCCAAUUGGCCCGAUCGUUGACCUUGCUGGACCGGCUCAAUGGCAUCCAGACCGGGCUGGCCAUGAAAGUAUUAUAAAUUGGCUAGAUGGCCAAACCCCAUCAUCAGUCGUGUUCUUAUGUUUCGGUAGCUUGGGAAGUUUGAGUGUUGACCAAUUAAGGGAGAUUGCUACAGGACUGAACCGGGCUCAAAUCCGGUUUAUCUGGUCUAUACGUGAACCACCUAAGGAGACUUUAGAUCUUCCGGGUGAAUAUAAAAGCUUGCAGGAGAUAUUACCAGAUGGGUUGGUGGAUGAACUUGAGGGGAUUGGAAAAAUAUGCGGAUGGGUUCCACAAUCAAAGAUUUUAGGCCACGAAGCUGUUGGUGGAUUUGUGUCACAUUGUGGGUGGAAUUCAGUGUUGGAGAGUUUAUGGUUUGGCGUACGAAUUGCGGCAUGGCCGCUGUAUGCAGAGCAGCAAAUGAAUGCAUUUCAGCUGGUGAAGGAAUCGAAAAUGGCGGUGGAAAUUCGAUUGGAGUACAGGGAGGGUAGUGAUCUGGUGUUGGCAGAAGAAUUUGAGAGAGGACUGAAGCGGUUGAUGAAGGGUGAUGAUGAAGUGAGGAAGAAUAUAAAGCAAACGAGAGAGAAGAGUAGGAUGGCUAUUAGUGAAAAUGGAUCGUCUUACAGAUCACUGGGAUUGUUGAUAGAUAAACUGGCGGUCAACACUUAAAAGGGGAUUUUAGUUGAGUUGUUCAUGUAAGACUGUAAAUUUUGAUUUGCUAUGCACGCUCAAUAUGCAAUAAAAGAUUUUAACAAUUUCCUCUA